Messenger RNA from Lolium rigidum, 1769 nucleotides. RefSeq lists its product as uncharacterized. The record is from RefSeq and is a predicted model, not a curated record. The transcript is spliced from 8 exons. The coding region runs from base 1 to 1461 and encodes 486 amino acids. NCBI's taxonomy places the organism in Eukaryota, Viridiplantae, Streptophyta, Magnoliopsida, Poales, Poaceae.
AUGGCCCCCGCCUCGCUGGAGGAGCUCCAUUGCGCGGCGGCGCUCGAGAAGCCGCCGCCGGCGGAGGGCGACGAGCUCUGGCGCUGGCUCCGGCGGCACGCGGGGCCGGCCGCGGAGGGCGAGCUCCGCUGGCUCCGGCGCUGCGUGGGGGCGGCGGGCAAGGGCUUCGCCAUCGGCGCCGGCCUCAAGGGCGGCCUCGCGCUCUUCUCCGUCCUCGUCCGCCUCCGCAGCCGCCGCCGCUCCCCUACUAGAUCGAGGAAGGCGGGAGCGAUGACCAACGAGGAGGCCGUCGUGCUGGCGCUCAAGGAGACGCUCAGGUACGGCAUGUUCCUCGGGACCUUCGCCGGCUCCUACGUCUCCGUCGACGAGUGCAUCGCCGCCCUCUGGGGCCGCAAGAGAACAGCAAGGUGGAGGUCAUUACUAUCUGGGUUAAUUGCUGGUCCUUCGAUGCUCCUCACGGGGCCAGGCACACAGCAUACUAGUUUGGCAAUAUACAUCCUCAUGCGUGCUGCUGUACUCGCAGCCCGCUGUGGAAUAAAGAGCAGAAGAUUUGGAAAGAUUUGCAAACCUUUGACCUGGUCACAUGGUGAUGUCUUCCUUAUGUGCCUUUCAUCUGCACAAAUUUUAUCUGCAUACCUUCUAGCGCAGGACAGUUUGCCGUCAUCAUAUAAAUCAUUUCUAAACAAGCAUGGCGGAAAGGAUCAUUCUAUUCUGCAAGGCUUGAAGGAAGUAGUCCAGCACACUGCUUUCUCUAACCUAGCGGGUAUUGAGAAGUACUACAAAUCUGUUGGUGUUGACAUAAAACUAGAUCCAAACAUGGAAGUUCCUUGCUCAAUUGUGCAUGGUAAUCAGUCAUGUACAGGUCAUUUUAUUUCAUUCUUGUUACAAGCAUAUGGAAGAGCAGUUCCUGUCUAUAUUCCAGUCUACCUAGUUCCCGCACUUGUAGUUCAUCGGCAGGAUCUCAUGAAAAGGCCUUACACAAUAAUGGGGAAGAGUCUUCUAGGAACAGCGAGAUCUAGCUUAUUCCUCUCAAUGUACUGCGCAUCUGCAUGGGCUUGGACAUGCUUCCUUUUUAGAACCUUCGAGAAGUGCAAUACUCCACUCGUUGUACUUGGCACGUUCCCGGCAGGCCUGGCAUUGUUUAUCGAGAAAAAAAGCAGGAGAACUGAGAUAUCUCUGUACUGCCUUGCCAGAGCCAUCGAGAGUUUCUUCACAUGCAUGACCGAUGCUGGACUCUGCCCUCCGAUACUGCAGAUCAAGCGAGCCGAUGUAGUGGUAUUCAGCAUGGCUACCUCGAUUAUUAUGCACUGCUAUGCCCAGGAAAGAGAGGUCUUCCGGUCCAAGUACCUGAAUGUCCUUGACUGGGUAUUCGGUGUGCCGCUUCCGUCGGACGACGACGAAAACAAGAAACAUUCAGCAUCCAUCGAUGGAAUCAAGAAAGGGAUAUUCUCCAUUGGAUGAUGGACUGAUAUGUAUCAAGUAAUGUUCAAGUAGCUCGCUGGUCGAUAGAAGAAAUUCUCUAGGUGUUCCAGUGGUGUUGUAAUCUUAGUGCAAAAGUAGAUAGGCACAUUAGGUGGGUCUUCUACCUUACAAUGAGCCUUGUACAGGAGGCUCUUCCCAAAUCCCACAAGCAGAAUUUAGUGGGUGUAACAAAUCAUAGAUUUAUUCAAUUGAUUUAUUGGAACCAUUGCCCUGGUUCAGGACAUAUGUACUGUAAAGUUUGAUCUUAUGUGGUAUUGUACUUCUUGAGAAUGGAACCUAAUUAUUCA